Molecule: messenger RNA, 435 nt
Organism: Passer montanus (Eurasian tree sparrow)
Lineage: Eukaryota; Metazoa; Chordata; Aves; Passeriformes; Passeridae
Gene: RPL13A
Product: ribosomal protein L13a
Exons: 2
Biological process (GO): translation; negative regulation of translation
Cellular component (GO): cytosolic large ribosomal subunit; ribosome
Molecular function (GO): mRNA binding; structural constituent of ribosome
Source: RefSeq, a predicted model, not a curated record
UGUUUUUGCGCCCCGUUCCCCGCAGUGAAGUUCCUGGCCUUCCUGAGGAAGAGGAUGAACACCAACCCCUCGCGGGGUCCCUUCCACUUCCGAGCCCCCAGCCGCAUCUUCUGGCGCACGGUCCGAGGUCAGAACCCAAAAAAAACCAAAGAAACUGCCUCAGAACACCUCAAAUCCACAAAAAAACUCAAAAUACCCAUUUUCCCCGUUAUUUCCCAUGUUUUUCCCCGUUUUUCCCAAUUUCCCCGUUUUUCCCCGUUUUUCCCAAUUUCCCCGUUUCUUAUCCCAUUUUUCCCAAUUUCCCCGUUUUUCUCCCCGUUCCAGAGCCUGCGCCGCCGCGCCGAGCGCAACGCGGAGAAGAAAACGGCGCCGUUCACGGCCGUGCUGCGCCAGCACGGGCUGCUCCUCUAACUAAUAAACCUAACUGGGACAAAC